Telopea speciosissima is the source of this 1726-nucleotide messenger RNA. Its product is annotated as transcription factor AS1. The record is from RefSeq and is a predicted model, not a curated record. The coding region runs from base 627 to 1703 and encodes 358 amino acids. Lineage: Eukaryota; Viridiplantae; Streptophyta; Magnoliopsida; Proteales; Proteaceae. The transcript is spliced from 2 exons.
CCUUGUCUCUCUCACUCUCUCACGUCUUCUCAGUUCUCGCAUUCUCUCUCUCUCUCUCUCUCUCUCUCUGCCACUCUGCAACAAAUUUUUCUGGGGCACCACAACCACAACUGCAAGGCCAAGCUUACGAUACUACAUUCUCUUGAGACGUCAGCACAGAUAUUGAAUUUCGACAGCCUUUUUUUUUCCCAUUCGCAUGCCCUCUUUUUCCGCCACCGUCCAGAUCUCGUUCCCCUCUUUAAUAGUUGAGUUUUGAGAACAAAACAGAACCCAGAAAAAAAUUCGUUUUCUACGCCUUUCCUUCUCCAUUUUAUACUGUUUCUGAAGAGCAUCUCUACAUCCCUUAAACGCCCAACUGUUUUGAUUCCUUUUGACUCUGCUUUAUUUAUUCAAUCUUUUUUUUUGUUGGUCUGGAGUAAUAUAUUGAAUUGGGGAUGCGUCAAAGAAGCUGCUCAUUCUCGAAUGGUUAGAGCACUAGAUCCAUUUUGCUGUUUGAAAUGACUAUGCAAGUAACAUUCCCCGUUCCACCUGAGGCAGAUCUGAUAAUCAAGACAUCCAAUUAUAUUCAGGUUACAGUAUGAAGAAUCUGUGUGCAAAGCAAUGGGCAGUGGUGUUUGCUCCUGGAAAUGAAGGAGAGGCAGCGUUGGAGAGCUGAAGAGGAUGCUCUGUUGCGUGCAUACGUGAAACAGUAUGGUCCAAGGGACUGGAACCUUGUGUCACAGCGCAUGAACAGACCACUUGAUAGGGAUGCUAAAUCCUGCUUAGAAAGGUGGAAGAACUACCUUAAACCCGGUAUCAAGAAGGGUUCUCUCACUGAGGAGGAGCAGUGCCUUGUCAUCAGACUUCAAGCCAAGCACGGUAACAAGUGGAAGAAGAUUGCAGCAGAGGUUCCUGGGCGUACUGCCAAGAGGCUAGGCAAGUGGUGGGAAGUGUUCAAGGAGAAGCAGCAGAGGGAGCAGGACAGCACCAAGGCCCUUGACCCCAUUGAAGAGGGCAAGUACGAUCAGAUUCUUGAGAAUUUUGCAGAGAAGCUGGUAAAAGAGCGUCAAACACCACAGUACCCAAUGGCCACUUCCAAUGGGGCCUUCUUGCACUCUGACCAGCCUACGCCUCCACCAACUUUGCUUCCUGCAUGGCUUUCUAGUUCCAAUGGUAGAACUACUGUGAGACCCCCAUCACCUUCGGUUACACUCACUCUCUCCCCGGCAACUGCCAUGCCAGGUUCUGCCAUCCCCUGGCUACAGCCUGAAAGAGGUGGGGAUAACAAUCCCAUGCUCCUGGGCAGUUUGCCAUCGCAUGGAGCAGUUCCUGCGAUUGGGGAUGGUCUAAUAAUCUCUGAGCUUCUGGAAUGUUGCCAAGAGUUGGAAGAGGGGCACCGGGCUUGGGCAGCACACAAGAAGGAAGCAACAUGGAGGUUAAAACGGGUGGAGUUGCAGCUGGAGUCUGAGAAGGCAAAUCGUAGGCGAGAGAAAAUGGAGGAAAUAGAGUUAAAGGUGAGGGCCCUCAGGGAAGAGCAGAAAGUUACUCUGGACCAGAUUGAAGCAGACUAUAAGGAACAGUUGGCAGGUCUAAGGAGGGAUGCUGAGGCCAAAGAGCAGAAGUUGGCUGAGCAGUGGGCUGCAAAGCACCUGCGGCUUAUGAAGUUCCUUGAGCAGACUGGAUGCAGGUCUAGGCCUGCUGACCCAAAUGGCAAUGGCAGGUGAGGAUUGAUAAUGCCAUUUGAUGU